Messenger RNA from Nipponia nippon (crested ibis), 2282 nucleotides. The record is from RefSeq and is a predicted model, not a curated record. Lineage: Eukaryota; Metazoa; Chordata; Aves; Pelecaniformes; Threskiornithidae.
UCUCGGCAGACCUGUCGGCGGCCAAGCGUAAGUUUGCAGACUCCCUCAACGAGUUUAAAUUCCGCUGCAUCGGCGACGCUGAAACGGAUGAUGAGAUCUGCAUAGCCAAGUCUCUGCAGGAGUUCGCCACAGUGCUGCGGAACCUGGAGGACGAGCGGGUGCGCAUGAUCGAGAACGCCAGCGAGGUGCUGAUCACGCCACUGGAGAAGUUUCGCAAGGAGCAGAUCGGGGCUGCUAAGGAUGCCAAAAAGAAAUACGACAAGGAGACGGAGAAGUAUUGUGGUGUCCUAGAAAAGCACUUAAACUUGUCUUCUAAGAAGAAAGAAUCCCAGCUUCAGGAGGCAGACAGCCAGGUGGACCUGGUUCGGCAGCAUUUCUACGAAGUCUCCCUGGAGUAUGUCUUCAAGGUGCAAGAGGUUCAGGAGAGGAAGAUGUUUGAGUUCGUGGAACCUCUGCUGGCCUUUCUGCAGGGGCUUUUCACCUUCUACCACCAUGGCUACGAGCUUGCAAAGGACUUCAGCGAUUUCAAGACAGAGCUGACAAUCAGCAUCCAGAACACAAGAAAUCGUUUUGAAGGAACAAGGUCAGAGGUUGAAUCUUUGAUGAAGAAGAUGAAGGAGAAUCCUCACGAGCACAAAAACAUCAGCCCUUACACGAUGGAGGGUUAUCUCUACGUGCAAGAGAAACGUCACUUUGGAACUUCCUGGGUGAAGCAUUACUGCACGUACCAGAGGGAAUCGAAGCGGAUCACGAUGGUGCCAUUUGACCAGAAAUCUGGAGGAAAAGGGGGAGAAGACGAAGCUGUUAUCCUCAAAUCUUGCACACGGCGGAAAACCGACUCAAUUGAGAAGAGGUUUUGCUUUGAUGUGGAAGCUGUCGAUCGACCUGGAGUGAUCACCAUGCAGGCACUUUCAGAAGAGGACCGCAGGCUGUGGAUGGAGGCAAUGGAUGGCCGGGAACCGGUAUACAACUCGAACAAGGACAACCAAAGUGAAGGCACUGCCCAGUUGGAUAAUAUCGGCUUCAGCAUUAUCAAGAAAUGCAUACAUGCUGUCGAAACAAGAGGGAUCAAUGAGCAAGGGCUCUACCGAAUCGUUGGAGUAAACUCUAGAGUUCAAAAGCUGUUGAGUAUAUUAAUGGAUCCCAAAACAGCCACUGAAACAGAAACAGAGAUCUGUGCAGAGUGGGAGAUAAAGACCAUUACUAGUGCACUGAAAACCUACCUGAGAAUGCUUCCAGGGCCGCUCAUGAUGUACCAGUUUCAAAGGAGCUUCAUCAAAGCAGCGAAACUGGAGAAUCAGGAGUCGAGGGUGUCAGAGAUCCACAGCCUCGUUCAUCGGCUCCCAGAGAAAAACAGGCAGAUGCUGCACUUGCUCAUGAACCACUUGGCAAAAGUUGCAAAUAAUCACAAGCAGAACCUGAUGACUGUUGCUAAUCUGGGUGUGGUAUUUGGGCCAACACUGCUUCGACCUCAAGAGGAAACAGUUGCUGCCAUUAUGGACAUCAAAUUUCAGAACAUCGUGAUUGAAAUUUUAAUAGAAAACCAUGAGAAGAUAUUUAACACGGUGCCAGAGACUCCACCAUCGAACUCGCAGCUGCUGUUAUCUCGGAAGAAGAGCACGGACUCGAAGACUCCCUCCUGCAGCGAGAGACCACUGACGCUUUUCCAUUACUUGAAAUCUGUUCAUCGAAAGGAGAACAGGAACAGUAUCAUCAACUCCAGCCUGGAAUCCGUCAUCUCUUCAAAUGUAAACAGCUUCCUCAACUCCAGCAGCGCUCCCCAGCCCAGCCUGAACUCAAGUGAUCUUGAACUAGAAGUAAUUAAACCCAACAGGCCAAAUUCACUCCCUCAGAAUCCAAGCCCAACGUCACCCCUCUCACCGUCCUGGCCCAUGUUCUCCGCGCCAUCAAGUCCUAUGCCCACCUCCUCUACGUCCAGCGACUCAUCCCCCAUCAGGUCUGUUGCAGAAUUUGCUUUGCUUUUUGUUGCUUUUGCUAUUUUCUGUUUAAUUUACUCGGUUUCCCCCACUUCACUUUCCUUUUCCCUUUGCAUCCUGCUCAAACUCCCCCAACACAGCUAUCUGCACUCAGCAAGAGAGGACUCACCACUGCGGAAAGCCCGAGCUUUGUAUGCUUGUAAAGCAGAACACGACUCAGAGCUCUCCUUCACGGCAGGCACCGUGUUUGAUAACGUUCAUCCAUCCCAGGAGCCUGGCUGGCUGGAAGGGACCCUCAACGGGAAGACAGGAUUAAUCCCCGAGAACUACGUCGAGUUCCUAUAA